CCGACGUAGUUUCAUAUGGGUGUUCCCGCUUCCCCCGCUUCUAGUCUUGUCCAAGUUCAUUAGCCCUGGGUCAUUAUCGCCGGGCUUGUCCAUUGUGGGGCAGCGACCGUCCAGUUCCCAGUUGUGGAGACCAGGUGGGAGUACCUGCAUUCAGGAAAUGCAUAAAAGAACCUGAAAGUUCAUGCACAGACGUUCAACAUCAAUGGAAAACAAUCUAAACUUGGAGGAGGGGAGUGAAAUGUCAUAUGAAGACAACGACAUGACCUUCCCUUCUCCCUUCAGACUGACCCCACCAGGUCACAGUGGUACCUAUGACCUGGAGAAAAGAAGGCAGGAGGAGGAGCCACCCAUGGGGACCAUCACCAUCCCCGUGGAUUCCGAAACCUUUUUGAACCUCAAUGCCAAUGCUACCAUGAGAGGGGACGCUCAAGCCUACGUGGAGCUGAAUGAGCUCCAGGGCAACACCUGGCAGCAGACUGGCCGCUGGGUGGGCUACGAAGAGAACUUUAACCCCGCCACAGGGAAAUGGUGCCCGUCACACGUUUCCUAUCUGACCUUUAAGAGUCUGCUGCAGCUCCGCAAGAUUAUGAGCACAGGUGCUAUUAUCUUUGAUCUGAAUGCCAGCACGCUGUCUGAGGUGGCUGAGAAAGUGGCCGAUGAGCUGCUGAACAAGGACGAGAUACGCGCCAGUGACCGAGAUCCUCUGCUGAGGGCGCUCCUGAUGAGACGCAGUCAAUCUGAAGCACCUGAAGUCAGCCCCUCUGGAGAUAUUCAGAUGCAGACCUUUUCUGUCACCACUGCGAGAGACAAAUCCAACAACAUGGAGGCCUCCAUUGUCCUAUCAGGCGUCCUGGAUUUUCUCCAGAAGCCAGUGGUGGCCUUCGUCAGGCUCAGUGACUCAGUGUUGAUGGAGUCGGCUCUGGAGUCUCCUUUUCCUGUUCGGUUCUUUUUCAUCCUGCUGGGCCCCAGUGAGAGCGACCUGGACUUCAGUGAAAGUGGUCGCGCUAUGGGUGCGCUGAUGGCCGACUGGGUGUUCUGUCUGGAAGCCUUCUUGUCCCAGACUGAAAAAGAUCUGACCAAUGCCAUUGCUGACUUCAUGGACUGCAGCAUUGUCAUCCCUCCAACAGAAAUCCAAGACAACACAAUGCUACAGCCAAUCAUCAAUUUCCAGAAGAAGCUGCUGUGUGACAGACUUCGCCCAAGUGACACUCGUCUUGCUUUUGGUAACCGAGUCAAAGUUGAGAAAUUUCCAGAGGAACCCCGGGAGGACCCACUGGCACGUACUGGAAUUCCUUUUGGUGGGAUGGUGAAGGACUUGAAGUGCCGUUACCGCUACUGCCUCAGCGACUACACAGAUGCCCUGAAUCCUCAGGUGCUCGCUGCCAUCAUCUUCAUCUACUUCGCUGCCCUCUCCCCAGCCAUCACAUUUGGAGGACUUUUGGCCGACAAAACAGAUAGACUGAUGGGUGUGUCUGAGCUCAUGAUCUCCACUAGCAUCCAGGGUAUCAUCUUCUGUAUCUUUGCUGCCCAGCCGGUUCUCGUCAUUGGCUUCUCUGGACCACUGCUUGUGUUUGAGGAAGCCUUUUAUGGUUUCUGCAAAACCCAGGGCAUUGAAUACAUUGUGGGACGUGUCUGGGUGGGGAUGUGGUUGAUCGUCAUCGUCUUCAUCAUUGUGGCCGUGGAAGGCAGCUUCCUGGUCCAAUACAUCUCACGUUUCACUCAGGAAAUCUUCUCUAUCCUCAUCUCUCUCAUCUUCAUCUAUGAGACGUUCAGCAAGCUUGCCAAGAUCUUCAAAGCACACCCUCUGGUUUUGAACUAUGAACAUCUGAACUCCACCGUGGACAACCCAUUCCACCUGGUUACCAAGCACGUAAAUGUUACUGAUCCACAUAGCAAUGUCACUGUCAAAGUGGUGGAAGUUGAAAGAGCCUACCCCAACACUGCCCUGCUGUCUAUGUGCCUUAUGUUCGGGUGUUUCUUCAUUGCAUACUUUCUUCGCAUUUUCAAGAAUGGUCGUUUCCUUCCAGGCUGGCUUCGCCGUCUGAUUGGAGAUUUUGGUGUCCCCAUUGCUAUUAUCAUCAUGGUCGCUGUUGAUAUCAGCAUCAAGGAUAGUUACACUCAGAAACUGGCAGUGCCAGAAGGCAUUGAAGUGUCAAACCCCAAAGAGAGAGGCUGGAUCAUCAACCCCACGGGAGAAAAGCAACCUUUCCCCAUCUGGAUGAUGGCGGCCUGCUGUGUUCCAGCAUUGCUCGUCUUCAUCCUGAUUUUCCUGGAGUCCCAGAUCACAACGCUGAUUGUGAGCAAACCAGAGAGGAAGAUGGUGAAGGGAUCAGGUUUCCAUUUCGAUCUGCUCCUUCUGGUCACCAUGGGGGGUAUUGCCUCUGUUUUCGGAAUGCCCUGGCUGAGUGCUGCCACUGUGCGAUCCAUCACCCACGCCAACGCUCUCACAGUCACGUCUAAGGGCCCAAAGCCAGAGAUUGAGAAAGUACACGAGCAAAGGAUUAGUGGCAUUGUUGUGGCCAUCCUAGUCGGGGCUUCUAUUUACAUGGAGCCUAUCCUGAAGAUGAUCCCUUUGUCAGUCCUCUUUGGAAUCUUCCUCUAUAUGGGUGUGACUUCUCUAAGUGGAAUUCAGAUGUGGGACAGGAUACUUCUGCUGAUCACACCAAAGAAGUACCACCCACCAGAUGCCUAUGCAACCAGGGUGAAGACACUUCGGAUGCAUCUCUUUACGCUGAUCCAGCUCUUGUGCCUGGGCUUGCUGUGGGGGGUGAAGAUGAGCCCCUUCUCCCUGGCUCUGCCUUUUGUUCUCAUUCUCACCAUCCCACUGCGCAUGCUCAUGACAGGCAGGCUCUUCUCCACCAUGGAAAUGAAAUGUCUGGAUGCAGAUUAUGCCAAAGUACAUUUCGAAGAGGAAGCUGGAGUGGAUGUUUAUGCUGAAUGUCCACUACCAUGAUUGACAGGAUUGUUCAGAAAAAUUCCAUUCACCUUUGACAUGAACUCAGUUCUUGUGUAACUAAUUAGAAAAUAAUAUGCCUUCAAACAUAUGCCUUUUAAAACCUUUGUUUGCAGUUAAUCUGUUAUUCUUUAAAUUGUGGUCUUUGGCGGAUGAAAUGUGUGUGAUUUUGGACCAUGAUAACAACCUAAUAAUACAAUCCACACACACAUGCUAUGAAGUUGCAUUUGCCCCCCUUGGCUUAUUGUAUAUGACAGUUUUUUAAUUUUGUUAAAUGACUGUCUCCUUACUGCAAAGGUCAGUAAUGACUGUAUACUGACAUAAAUGUUAUCUUUUGAUCCAGAACGAAACAUUUGAAUUCUGGAAAUGAAUUUAAAACAGACACACACAUACACCCACAGAUUUUUAUAUAUAUAUAUAUAUAUAUAUCCUAAUUUAUAAUUUCAGAUUUCAAAUUACUACUGCUGUCACACUAAAUACGUGCUUGUAAUACCGACGUUAUGCUGCCGAACAUUACGUGAACUCGUUAACAUUAUGUUAUUCAGUUCUUGCAUACACACAAAUAUAUUAUGAAACUAGGACAGCAAUUUUUGUGGACUUUUAUUCAUUUGUUUCCAAAAUAUAACCUGUGUUAAUGUGCCAAGUGUAGAUGAAUUUAGCAAUGGCAAACAUUUAAUCAAUUUAUCAUUACUGUUACCAUAUAGACUUUAACUAGAAAGUGCUUCUGUGUGUCUUUUCCAGCUAUAUGAAGACAUUGUGGACAAUUGCUUUCAUGAUUAUACGGGAUGGGAAAUAAUAGGUGUGAUUUAACCAUGUGUUCUAUGACAAUU
Messenger RNA from Thalassophryne amazonica, 3783 nucleotides. RefSeq names its product solute carrier family 4 member 1a (Diego blood group) (gene slc4a1a). Gene Ontology annotation, molecular function: bicarbonate transmembrane transporter activity; monoatomic anion transmembrane transporter activity; solute:inorganic anion antiporter activity. The transcript has 21 exons. The record is from RefSeq and is a predicted model, not a curated record. Lineage: Eukaryota; Metazoa; Chordata; Actinopteri; Batrachoidiformes; Batrachoididae. Gene Ontology annotation, biological process: bicarbonate transport; transmembrane transport; monoatomic anion transport. Gene Ontology annotation, cellular component: basolateral plasma membrane; plasma membrane. The coding region runs from base 182 to 2953 and encodes 923 amino acids.